CCUUUUCUGUCCGCAUUGUAAACGGUGCGAGCAACAGUUCCGGCCGAGUGGAGGUCUUUCAUGCCGGAGAAUGGGGGACCGUGUGUGAUGAUAGGUGGGAACGCUAUGAAGCUGUAGUUGUGUGUAGAAUGUUAGGAUACAAUUACAGCAAAGCUCAGAGUGUUGGAUCUGCGUACUUUGGAGCUGGCUCAGGACCUAUCUUGAUGGAUGAUGUCGCAUGUGACGGCUCGGAACAAAGCCUUGAUGAGUGUCCGUUUAGUGGUUGGGGAACUCAUAAUUGUGGCCAUAAUGAAGAUGCAGGCGUGAUAUGUUUCAUAGAAAAUCACGACGGAACAGAUUUUGACAUCCGCUUAAAUUGAGGGCAAAAUUACGGCCGUGUAGAAGUGUAUCACAGUGGUUUCUGGGGAACCGUUUGUGGCGACAACAGUUGGGAUAUCAGAGACGCUAUUGUGACCUGCCGCAUGUUAGGAUUCAGUACUGGUCAACCAAUAUAUCAGACCACCCGUUAUGGCAGUGUAACAGGUCCGGUAUGGAUGAGAGGUGUAGACUGUAACGGUACGGAGGACAGUCUAGCUGAUUGUUCCUUUGACGGAUGGGGUCAAGUUGAGCUGAAUUGUAACUACCCUGCUACUCUUUUCUGUUAUAACGUCACAGGAACAGACAUUCACAUCCGCCUGAGUGGGGAUUAUCGUCCCCAUGUCGGCCGUGUUGAAGUCUACUAUAGUGGUUACUGGGGUACUGUUUGUGUCGACAACUACUGGGACUACAGGGACGCUGUUGUAACGUGCAGGAUGUUCGGAUACAGUACUGGUCAACAAGCCACCCAUUAUUACAGUAAGAAGGAUCCCGUAUGGAUGACAGGUGUAAACUGUAACGGUACGGAGGACAGUCUAGCUGAUUGUUCCUUUGACGGAUGGGGACAUGGUGGUUAUUGCAGUGGCUACCCCGCUGGUGUUUUCUGUUAUAACGUCACAGAACAAGACAUUGACAUCCGCCUUAGUGGAGGCACAGGUCCCCAUGUCGGCCGCGUGGAAGUGUACUACUGUGGUUACUGGGGAAGUGUUUGUGGAGACAACCACUGGGACAUGAGGGACGCCAGUGUAACGUGUCGGAUGAUAGGAUACAGUGCUAGUCGUCAUAUGUAUUACACCACCCGUUAUGGCAGUCUAACAGAUCCUGUAUGGAUGACAGGUGUAGACUGUAACGGUACGGAGGACAGUCUAGCUGAUUGUUCCUUUGACGGAUGGGGCAAAGUUGGUCACUGCAGUAUUUACCCUGCAAGUGUUUUCUGUUAUAACGUCACAGAAACAGACUUUGAAAUUCGCCUUCGUGGAGGCGCAGGUCCUCAUGUCGGGCAUGUAGAAGUGUAUCACAGUGGUCUCUGGGGAACCGUUUGUGGCGACAACAGUUGGGAUAUCAGAGACGCUAUUGUUACCUGCCGCAUGUUGGGAUUCAGCACUUAUCAACAUAUCUAUCAGACCACCCGUUAUGGCGGUCUAACAGAUCCUGUAUGGAUGACAGGUGUAGACUGUAAUGGUACAGAGGAAAGUCUAGCUGAUUGUUCGUUUGACGGAUGGGAUCAAGUUGGCCACUGCAGUACUUACCCUGCUACUGUUUUCUGUUAUAACGCCACGGAAACAGGUUUUGACAUCCGCCUAACUGGAGGGGCAGGUCCUCAUGUGGGCCGUGUAGAAGUGUAUCACAGUGGUCUCUGGGGAACCAUUUGUUACGACAACAGUUGGGGCUACAAGGACGAUAUCGUAGCGUGUGGGAUGUUGGGGUACAGUACUGGUCAACCAAUAUAUCAGACCAACCGUUAUGGUAGUCUAACAGAUCCUGUAUGGAUGAGAGGUGUAGACUGUAACGGUACGGAGGACAGUCUAGCUGAUUGUUCCUUUGGCGGAUGGGGCCAAGCUGAGCGGUAUUGCAGUUACCCCGCUACUGUUUUCUGUUAUAACGUCACAGGAACAGACAUUCACAUCCGCCUGAGUGGCGGUUCUGGUACCCAUGUCGGCCGUGUUGAAGUCUACUAUAGUGGUAACUGGGGUACUGUUUGUGGCGACAACUACUGGGACUACAGGGACGCUGUUGUAACGUGCAGGAUGUUCGGAUACAGCACUGGUCAACAGGCCACCGAUUAUUACAGUAUGAUAGAUCCUGUAUGGAUGACAGGUGUAAACUGUAACGGUACGGAGGAUAGUCUAGCUGAUUGUUCCUUUGACGGAUGGGGACAGGGUGGUUAUUGCAGUAGCUACUCCGCUAGAGUUUUCUGUUAUAACGUCACAGCACAAGACUUUGACAUCCGCCUGAGUGGAGGCGCAGGUCCCCAUGUCGGCCGCGUGGAAGUGUACUACAGUGGUUACUGGGGAGCUGUUUGUGGAGACAACCACUGGGACUUAAGGGACGCCAGUGUAACGUGUCGGAUGUUAGGAUACAGUAAUGGUCGGGCUUUAUCGCGUGUUUCCAAUGUCCCUAAUGAACCAAUUUGGAUGGAAAAUGUAAGAUGUAACGGUACGGAGACCAGUCUUGCUGACUGCCCUUUUGACGGCUGGGGAAAUGUUGGCUACUGUAGUUAUCAACCUUAUGUCACGUGUUUCAACGUAGCAGCUAAUUCUACCAUAGAAGUUCGUCUGGUAGAUGGACCGUACAAUUAUACUGGCCGAGUCGAGGUGUACUACAGUGGAUAUUGGGGAGCUGUUUGUUCUUACGACUUUGGUGAUGCAGACGCAGCAGUCGUAUGUAGAAUGCUUAAUUAUAGUAAUGGCCGGGCAUUAUCGCAUGUUUCCAAAACCCCUGAAGAACCAUUAUGGAUGGGCAAUGUGAGAUGUAACGGUACGGAGACCAGUCUUGCUGACUGUCCUUUUGACGGCUGGGGAAAUGUUGGCAGAUGUCAUUAUCAACCUUAUGUCACGUGUUUCAACGUAGCAGAGUUCUUGCUGUGGGGACGUGACGUUACUUAG
Mizuhopecten yessoensis (Yesso scallop) is the source of this 2960-nucleotide messenger RNA. Its product is annotated as scavenger receptor cysteine-rich domain superfamily protein-like. Gene Ontology annotation, cellular component: membrane. The coding region runs from base 462 to 2960 and encodes 832 amino acids. NCBI's taxonomy places the organism in Eukaryota, Metazoa, Mollusca, Bivalvia, Pectinida, Pectinidae. The transcript is spliced from 19 exons. The record is from RefSeq and is a predicted model, not a curated record.